This is a messenger RNA of Coregonus sp. 'balchen', 10069 nucleotides long. NCBI's taxonomy places the organism in Eukaryota, Metazoa, Chordata, Actinopteri, Salmoniformes, Salmonidae. The record is from the annotation of a GenBank genome assembly.
AUGACUGGUGAGUGGAUCAACAACUGGGCUGAAGGAGAAAAUUGACAACCUACCUACAAACACUCCACCUUUCUGUAGAAGCCACAUCUGGAGCUGUUCUCUUGAAGGCUGCCAAGUAACAGAACAGAAGCACUACUCAAGAUUGAAAACCAUCAUGUGGUCCCUUUAUCCUCAGUACCCAACGAUCCUGUUGUCCCAGGAUCAGAUUCAAACCCAGAGGAUGACACAGUAUGGGACUGAGAGGAGGACCGAUCAGCCUCAGUCAUGCCAUCUGUGGCACAUAUCCUGUUUAACUGUGUGCCUGUUACGUUUGAAACAUUUGAAAAGAUCCAGCUCUCUCCCCUUGACAUCAAUAGCCUGGAGCACAGCCCUCUCCUCAGCAGCUCGCCCUGUCAAGCGUUUCAAACUGUGUUCCAUCUUCACAGUGUUGGUAGCACCAUGCCCUCAGGAGAGUGUUAACAAGGACUUAUCAGAGGAAGUAGAGGACCAAGGCCAAGAGAAAGCUGAGGGGGGAUUUUUCAACUGUGGAAAAACCUGGUUUAAUGAAGUCCCUGUCCCCGACUUUAUCUCACCCCAGCUCUCCAUUCCAUCAGUGAGUUCAGAAAAGCCUGGCCAGACUUAUACUCUUCUCUAUGGAAUUUACCAGUUUGAUUCUCCCCCUCAGGCAAAACUCCCCACUUUCACCUCUGACAACAACAUCCAUCCAGUCUCUGAAACCCAUGACUUCCCAGAGUUUGAAAUGAAUGAAGGAGAGGUUCUACAUGGUCAUGGAAGAGCUCAGCUUGUAUUUCAAGAUCAGUGACGGGCCAGGUGAUAAUUAAUCUGCGCUGUGCAGCGUUAGGGAUCCUGGAGCUGAGGACAACACUGCUUUAAUGAUUUGAGUGUUUCUAUUGUGUUUAUUACUCAUUUACCCCUGGGGAUUAAUAAAGUAUUAUCUCAUCUCAUCUCUCAUCUUCUAGACAAAGCAGUAGUGACCGUCCAAGCAGCCAGGAUGCAGUGGAAGAGGAACCAAGCAGAGGCACAUCACUGGGAGAUGAUGACCAAGGUCUGAAAACAUAUCAAGCAGAACCGGAAAGUACAUGUACCGCUGGGGGCCUUGACUGUGAGCAGGAGGUGUCUCUUGAAUGCAGCCAUCACGGCACAGAGGGAGAGAAGUCCAUGUACUCUUCAGUCAAGCACAAAGGUUGGUGUGAUUUGUAAUUGAGCAAAAGACCUUGGUCCGAUACUUCACUCUUUAGUUAACUGUCUUGCAUAAAGACGUCUCAGAAAACAAGCUAAUUGAUGUAACCCUAACAAGAAGUUAGAAUAGUAGAAUACACAAGGUGCAAUUUCGAAAUUUGGUUGUGCAUCAGCAGUUUUUCUCUUGUUAUGUCAGUCACUCAAUUAUCCGAUGUCAGCUGCAUUUUUAAAAAUUGUUAAGUUAGUCUAGUGGCCUGCUAUCUAAACUUAGUAAUCAUGGUCGAAUUACCGAUCGGGGGGCCCCCAUUGAUUUUGUUAGUCAGCAGUGGUGUGUAUUCAUGGAUGCCAAGGGAAGCCAGGCUUCCCCGAAACAUUUUACAAGAAAAAAAGAAAAAAACAUAUAAAAUAAUUUAUCUUUCAUCUCUCUGCGUUUCAUAAUUUUCCUUCAAUUCACAAGAGGCUGAAUGCAUCUCACCAGAGAAAGCAUCCGAGUGAGGGAAACAGCACCCCUCUGUCUCUGUAUGUGUAGCUCAUCUAUCUGAUGCUGUCUGGUCAAAAAGAGUAUGACAUUGUUGCCGCCUGUAGAAUUGAAUGCAAGGGAAGCCAGUGAGCAUUUGGCCUCCCUUGAUAUUUUUUAAAAUAAAAUAAUAGCCAGCAUUGAGCUAAACUGAGUGAGCUCAAUUGGCGCACCAAAUAAACUGUGUCAAGGGAAGCCAGUUUGGAUUUUGCUUCACACCAAUCACAUCACAUCAAAAGCAAAACUUAAUUUACAUCUCGUUGUGUUGUUGUCCUCCGGUGGCUAGCUAGCUAGUUAAAAUCGUCCCUUUCUUAAAUUAGCCAUGGAUGGAGAUAGGGAGUUGGACUUACUUAUUUCUUAUUUCUCCAUACUGGCCAAUGAUUAUAAAGGCGAUUCUGAUCCAACCAUAAAUUAUUAUAUUGUGCCCCUGGCCUGAGAGGAUGGAAGUUCAAUGUAGCUAGCUAGAUGUAGUAGGCUAAUGGUAACUAGCUGGCCUGGUGCAUCGUUGCCCAUGAAAGGAAGUUAAUCUAGCUAGCAAGCAUUUUAGCCAGGUAGCCUAGGACAACAAAAAAUAUGUGUGUGCUGAAUUACAGUCAUAGACCGUUUCGUCAACAUGAAAGAGAGGAGGAUGUCAUUGGUGUUUCUCUACAAGUAGGGUAAGUCAACAUGUUUUAUUUUACUUGCAUGCAUGCAUGCACGCACACACACACACGCGCACACACACACAUACACACACACACACUCACACACACAAAUCAGUACCAUGGACAGCCACAUCAUAUUUAGCUUAUGUUGAUUGGACUAAAUCAUUUUUGGUAUCUUUUAGUUGUCACUGUAUUAGACUACACAUAGGUGAUUUGGUGAUGUUGAAGUUGAAAUUGUGUUCUUUUUCGACUUGCGGUAACUCUCCAUGGUUCUAAAUCAAUGGUUGUUUUGUAGUCAAACAUUUUUGGAAACAUUAACUUGCUUGACCAUGCUGUAGGUCAUGUAACUGUUUGUUACAUGCAAUAUGCUUUGUGGACUUCACCAGACAGAUGUUGCUCUCCGGUAUUGUGAUGAAACAAAGGUGUGGUGUAAUUUAUUCUACCACUGUGUCUUCUCAUUGUCUCUGCCUUUAAGCCUAUAUAUCACGGUGGCAAGACAUAUGAAUUAACAGGUUAUAGACCAAACAACGCAAUUAUCAGAACAAAAAGGUUGAAAUAUGGCAUUUUUUUCUGGCUUGGCUUCCCCAGUGAUUUUACCCACACACCGCUACUGUUAGUCAGUCUCACUCAGAUAUCUUAUUAAAACCUGCAAACAUUUCUCUGCACCCUAUGGAAAAAUGUGUAGAAUUGCAGGAAAUUAGCUGUAAAACAGCACAUUUUCUUCUUCGACCCAUGGCAAAAUAAGUAGAAUUGCAGCAAAGUUGCUUUAAAGCUGCAAAAUCUAACUUUUAGGGCGACCGGACCAAAUUAAUUUUUUACAUUUACAUUUUAGUCAUUUAGCAGACGCUCUUAUCCAGAGCGACUUACAGUUAGUGAGUGCAUACAUUAUUAUUAUUAUUAUUAUUACUUUUUUUUUUUCAUACUGGCCCCCCGUGGGAAAUGAACCCACAACCCUGGCGUUGCAAACGCCAUGCUCUACCAACUGAGCUACACCCCUCCAUACUAAAUUCACAUAGACAUUUCUAUGCAUCCCGUUCUUAAGUUUAGUUUUUGCGUCUUUUACAUUUGGUUUUGAACACCAGCUUCAAAACACACAUUUGGGUACGCAGACAUUUGGGUACGCACAUUUGGGUAUGCACAUUUGGGUACGCAGACCCACAAGCAACUGCGGCCCCUCGUGAUAAGUUCAGAUUUUUUUUGGUGAUUUUUUUUCCCUGGUCUAUUUUAUCAUAACAUGAACGCCUUAACAUGAUGGUAGUGUUAUUGGAUUGUCAAUGUUUGUGUCUACCCCAGGGAGCAGGGAGCAGACAAGAGAUGCAAUAUGUGGUCUCCUGCCUUCAUGUUCCUCCCAUACCUGGACCAGUUAAACCAAAGUAGAUAACACACACACACACUAUAGAAAUGAGUGUUAAUAGCAAGCCACUCUCAGGGGAGUCUUGUUUUUACCCGGUUUUUGUUGAAGUAAGGAGUUUCAGUAAUUGUUACUGAGGCUUUUUACUCCUCUUGUGAUAUGAUGUUUUUAUGGUAUAAUGAUGUCAUGCCAUAGUAGUGUGAGGACAGAGGAAGAGUUAAGAGAUGAGUGGUUUGGGGCCAUGAAGUCUACAUUCCAUUAUGUCAAGGUAGAUUAGUGAUGUUUAGGAUAGCAUGAGUGAUGUUUAGGAUAGUGACUUGGGGUAAAGAGUGAUGAACAUCAAAGACAGGGAGUGCCCAUGGAGACUUGCCAGAUGUAUGCCAGGAAGAUGGUAAUAAAGGCUAUAUAAGAUAGAGUGUCUUCUUUGUUAAGUUAGUUCAACUGACGAAGGGCAAAGCCAUGUCCGUUUGUUAGAUGAACCCACGAGCUCGUGAUUCAAUAAAUACUUGUUAUGAAAUCUCCACAGAAUGUCUAAGUAUAUCCUUGCAUCCUUGAUUCUUUGAUACCCGAGAAACUCAUCAUAACAUCUUGGAACAUCAACUCAAAUCAAAUUGUAUUUGCCACAUGCGCCGAAUACAACAGGUGUAGACAUUACAGUGAAAUGCUUACUUACAAGCCCUUAACCAACAAUGUAGUUUUUUAAGUAAAAAAUAGAUAAGUAAAAAAUAAAAGCAAAUAACUGAAGAGCAGCAGUAAAAUAAAAUAAAAGUAGGGAGGGGUACCGGUACAGAGUCAAUGUGCGGGUGCACCGUCUAGUCGAGGUAAUUGAGGUAACAUGUACAUGUGGGUAGAGUUAAAGUGACUAUGCAUAGAUAAUAAACAGAGUAGCAGCAGCGUAAAAGAGGGGGAUGGGGUGGGGUGGGGGGGAGUGCAAAUAGUCCGGGUAGCCAUGAUUAGCUGUUCAGGAGUCUUAUGGCUUGGGGGUAGAAGCUGUUAAGAAGCCUUUUGGACCUAGACUUGGCGCUCCUGUACCGCUUGCCGUGCGAUAGCAGAGCGUACAGUCUAUGACUAGGGUGGCUGGAGUCUUUGACAAUUUUUAGGGCCUUCCUCCGGGCCGUACACACUACCCUCUGUAGUGCCUUGCGGUUGGAGGCCGAGCAGUUGACAUACCAGGCGGUGAUGCAACCAGUCAGGAUGCUGUCGAUGGUGCAGCUGUAGAACUUUUUGAGGAUCUGAGGACCCAUACCAAAUCUUUUCAGUCUCCUGAGGGGGAAUAGGCUUUGUUGUGCCCUCUUCACGACUGUCUUGGUGUGUUUGGACCAUGACAGUUUGUUGGUGAUGUGGACACCAAGAAACUUGAAGCUCUCAACCUGUUCCACUACAGCCCCAUCGAUGAGAAUGGGGGCAUGCUCAGUCCUCUUUUUUUUUUCUCCUGUAGUCCACAAUCAUCUCCUUUGUCUUGAUCACGUUGAGGGAGAGGUUGUUAUCCUGGCACCACAUGGCCAGGUCUCUGACAUUUACAUUUACAUUUUAGUAAUUUAGCAGACGCUCUUAUCCAGAGCGACUUACAGUUAGUGAGUGCAUACAUUUUCAUACUGGCCCCCCGUGGGAAACGAACCCCUGACCUCCUCCCUAUAGGCUGUCUCAUCGUUGUCGGUGAUCAGGCCUACCACUGUUGUGUCGUCUGCAAACAUAAUGAUGGUGUUGGAGUCGUGCCUGGCCAUGCAGUCAUGGGUGCACAGUGAGUACAGGAGGGGACUGAGCACGCACCCCCGAGGGGCCCCCGUGUUGAGGAUCAGCAUGGCAUCAGGCUAUCAGGCUAUCAACAGCAGCAGCUCUCUAACAUAUCUGGCCCAGUAAUUGGAGUUAGGCCUAGAUAUUGUACACAUAAGUACAGUACUGUAUACGAUUUGUAUUCUUGUCUUGCCUUCAGGACAGCCUGAGCAGCAGCAGCCCAAGAGGUUAGAGCCUCUAAAAAUGGACAGACAUCCCAUCAUUUGUAUUUUUAUUUAUUAGGGAUCCCCAUUAGCUGCCAAGGCAGCAGCUACUCUUCCUGGGGUCUGAACAUAUUAAACCACUUACAUUACAUAUAAAACGAAAUAUAAAACAGUACAUUAUAUGACAUUAUUACACCACUACCUAUCUACAAUACAAAAUGUUUAAUACCACAAUACAACAAUAUCACAACGUGUGCAUAUGCAUGUGUCUAUACCCUUGUGUGUGUCUCUUCACAGUCCCCGUUGUUCCAUAAGGUGUAUUUUUACCUGUUUUUUAAAUCUAAUUCUACUGCUUGCAUCAGUUACCUGAUGUGGAAUAGAGUUCCAUGUAGUCAUGGCUCUAUGUAGUACUGUGCGCCUCCCAUAGUCUGUUCUGUACUUGGGGACUGUGAAGAGACCUCUGGUGGCAUGUUUUGUGGGGUAUGCAUGGGAGUCCGAGCUGUGUGCCAGAAUUCCAAACAGACAGCUCAGUACAUUCAGCUUGUCAACACCUCUUACAAAAACAAGCAGUGACGAAGUCAAUCUCUCUUCCACUCUGAGCCAGGAAAGACUGACAUGCACAUCAUUAAUGUUAGCUCUCCGUGUACUUUUAAGGGCCAGCCAUGCUGCCCUGUUCUGAGCCAACUGCAAUUUUCCCAAAUCCCUCUUUGUGGCACCUGACCACUCUCAUGAACUGUAGUCUAGGUGCGACAAAACUAGGGCCUGUAGGACUUGCCUUGUUGCUAGAGUUGUUAAGAAGGCAGAGCAGCGCUUAAUUAUGGACAUACUUCUCCCCAUCUUAGCUACUGUUGUAUCAAUAUGCUUUGACCAUGACAGUCUACAAUCCAGGGUUACUCCAAGCAGUUUAGUCACCUCAACUUGCUCAAUUUCAACAUUAUUCAUUACGAGAUGUAGUUGAAGUUUAGGGUUUAGUGAAUAAUUUGACCCAAAUACAAUGCUUUUAGUUUUGGAAAUAUUCAGGACUAACAUAUUCAUUGCCACCCAUUCCGAAACUAACUGCAACUCUUUGUUAAGUGUUGCAGUUAUUUCAGUUGCUGUAGUAUCUGACGUGUACAGUGUUGAGUCAUCCGCAUACAUAGACACACUGGCUUUACUCAAAGCCAGUGGCAUGUCGUUAGUAAAGAUGAAAAUAAGAAGGGGCCUAGACAGCUGCCCUGGGAAAUUCCUGAUUCUACCUGGAUUAUGUUUGAGAGGCUUCCAUUAAAGAACACCCUCUGUGUUCUGUUAGACAAGUAACUCUUUAUCCACAUUAUAGCAGGGGGUGUAAAGCCAUAACACAUACAUUUUUCCAGCAGCAGACCAUGAUUGAUAAUGUCAAAAUACGCACUGAAGUCUAAUGAAACAGCCCCCACAAUAUUUUUAUCCUCAAUUUCUCUCAGCCAAUCAUCAGUCAUUUGUGUAAGUGCUGUGCUUGUUGAAUGUCCUUCUCUAUAAGCAUGCUGAAAGUUUGUUGUCAAUUUGUUUACUGUAAAAUAGCAUUAUAUUUGGUCAAACGCAAUUUUUUCCAAUAGUUUACUAAGGGUUGGUAACAGGCUAAUUGAUCGGCUAUUUGAGCCAGUAAAGGGGGCUAUACUAGACGUUUGGUUCCCUCCAAACCUGGGGGCACACACAUUCUAGUAGGCUUAAAUUGAAAAUAUGGCAAAAAGGAGUGGCAAUAUCGUCCGCUAUUAUCCUCAGCAAUUUUCCAUCCAAGUUGUCAGACCCCGGUGGCUUGUCAUUGUUAAUAGACAACAAUAAUUGUUUCACCUCUUCCACACUCACUUUACGGAAUUCAAAAUUACAAUACUUGUCUUUCAUAAUUUGGUCAGUUAUACUUGGAUGUGUAGUGUCAGCCAUUGUUGUUGGCAUGUCAUGCCUAAAUUUGCUAAUCUUGCCAAUGAAAAAAGUAUUAUAGUAGUUGGCAAUAUCAGUUGGUUUUGUGAUGAAUGAGCCAUCUGAUUCAAUGAAUGAUGGAGCUGAGUUUUUUCCCAAAAUUUCAUUUAAGGUGCGCCAAAGCUUUUUACUAACAUUCUUUAUAUAAUUUAUCCUUGUUUCAUAGUGUAGUUUCUUCUUCUUUUUAUUCAGUUUAGUCACAUGAUUUCUCAAUUUGCAAUACGUUUGCCAAUCGGUUGUGCAGCCAGACUUAUUUGCCAUUCCUUUUGCCUCAUCCCUCUCAGACAUACAAUUUUUCAAUUCCUCAUCAAUCCACGGGGAUUUAACAGUUUUUACAAUCAUUUUCUUAAUGGGUGCAUGCUUUUUAGUAACUGGAAUAAGCAAUUUCAUAAAUGUGUCAAGUGCAGUGUCUGUUUGCUCCUCAUUACACACCACGGACCAACAUAUAUUAUUUACAUCAACAACAUAGGAAUCACUACAAAACUUUUGUAUGACUUCUUAUACACAAUAUUGAGAAUCUGUGGUAUGACUUAAACAUUGCUGUACACCAGCGGAACCCAUCCAACUUGAAGGAGCUGGAGCAGUUUUGCCUUGAAGAAUGGUCAAAGAUCCCAGUGGCUGGAUGUGCCAAGCUUAUAGAGACAUACCCCAAGAGACUUGCAGCUGUAAUUGCUGCAAAAGGUGGCUCUACAAAGUAUUGAGUUUGGGGGGGUGAAUAGUUAUGCACGCUCAAGUUUUCUGUUUUUUUUGUCUUAUUUCUUGUUUGUUUCACACAAAAUAAUAUUUUGCAUCUUCAAAGUGGUAGGCAUGUUGUGUAAAUCAAAUGAUACAAACCCCCCAAAAAUCAAUUUUAAUUCCAGGUUGUAAGCUAACAAAAUAGGAAAAAUGCCAAGGGUGGUGAAGAAUUUUGCAAGCCACUGUAUUCUUUACAUCAACAACAUAGGAAUCACUACAAAACUUAUUGUAUGACCUCUUAUACACAAUAUUAGUCCCAGCCUUUGGAACUUUGGUUUUCCUAGAUAUGGCUACUAUAUUGUGAUCACUACAUCCAAUGGAUUUGGAUACUGCUUUCAAACAAAUCUCUGCAGCAUUAGUAAAGAUAUGAUCAAUACGUGUUGAUGAUUUAAUUCCUGUACUGUUUGUAACCACCCGGGUAGGUUGACUGAUAACCUGAACCAGGUUGCAGGCACUGGUUACAGUUUGAAGCUUUCUCUUGAGUGGGCAGCCUGAUGAAAGUCAGUCAAUAUUUAAAUCACCCAGAAAGUAUACCUCUCUAUUGAUAUCACAUACAUUAUCAAGCAUUUCACACAUGUUAUCCAGAUACUGACUGUUAGCACUUGGUGGUCUAUAGCAGCUUCCCACCAGAAUGGGCUUUAGGUGAGGCAGAUGAACCUGUAGCCAUAUUACUUCAACAGUAUUUAACAUGAGAUCCUCUCUAAUCUUCACAGGAAUGUGGUUCUGAAUAUUAACAGCAACACCGCCACCAUUGGCAUUUCUAUAUUUUCUGUAAAUGUUAUAACCUUGUAUUGCUACCACUGUAUCAUCAAAGGUAUUAUCUAAGUGAGUUUCAGAGAUAGUCAGAAUAUAAAUGUCAUCUGUUACUAGCAAAUUAUUGAUUUGAUGAACCUUGUCUCUUAAGCUACAUAUGUUAAUGUGGGCUAUUUUGAGCACUUUUCUUCUGGGAUGCUUACUUGUUUUUAUUGCUUUACUGGGAAGCUUAGCAGCAGUAGAUGUGCUCAUGUUCUUUAUGUUAGUUCAGGGUGAGCUGCACACCGGCUCAGUGCUAACAGUAUAAAUCUGGUUCUUAGGCACAUGAUUACUGCACAUGUCACGACUUCCGCCGAGGCUGCCUCCCCUCCUUGUUCGGGCAGGUUUCGGCGUUCGUCGUCACCGGCUUACUAGCUACUGUCGAUCCCAUUCUCAUCACUCCACUUGUCAUGUCUUGUCUUGUCAAUCACACACACCUGGUGCUCAUUCCCCUAAUUAGAAUGUGUAUAAGUGUUCCCUCUGUUCCCCUUGUCUUUGUGAGUGAUUGUUUCAUUGUGAGAGCGAGUAGCUCGGUUGAGCUACUCUUCCAUUUGUUAUUGCCAAGGUGGAAUAUUUCCCUUGUGAUAGUUUCGUUUUGACACUGGGUGCGUUUUAUUUAUGUGAACGGAAUAAACUCUGGACUUCGGUGUUUUACCUCCUGCGCCUGAGUCCUUCAUUCACACCUCGUCACAGCACACAAUAGCUGUAGAUUCAGCAGAGGCAUUCAGGGCAGUUAGAGGGACAUAAAUUAGGUUACUUUUAUUGUGUCUACCGACGACCCUGAUGUAAUGUACAUUUGCUGAAGCAUUUUGACAACUCUGCGUCACAAUGGUAGGGAUUAGCUGACCCCGGCUUGGGUGAUGAGGCUGGCAAUGAAAGAUGUCUGUGGGGAAAUGUAAUGGUGGUAACAAUAAUAGUCAAGUACUCCUCAGGGGCAGGCAGUAGUUCCUUCCAGGCGCCACCGCCUGCCUGCCGCUCCUAA